AUGAAAUUCUGGAAGAUAGAGCUCUUUCUCUCUCUCUCUCUCUCUCUCCCUCUGUAUGUGUAGAGAAAAAUGGAGAAGAUUCAUAAAUCAUGUUAAUGGCUGGGGGGUGAAGCAAUGGAUGGGUGGAUGGAUCUGGGUUUUGGUUGAUGGACGCUGAAUUUAUGCUCCAGCCUCAAGCAUCCUGAGCCUCAGAUCUAUCAUAAGAAGCAGAAACCUGCAUGGCUUGAUUCGUUCUUACGUACAGACUUUUUAGGUGCUUGCUUGAUUCAUGAAGGGCGUAAGAGCGAGCUAAACGUAUACUGCAUUAAUUGUGAUGCUGGUAUGUGUGAAUCUUGUGUUUCUGCUGAUGCACAUUCCAAUCAUAAAAAACUGCAAAUAUAUAAGCAUGUGCAUAAAGAUGUUGUUCUCCUCGCCGACAUGCAGAAGCAUAUAGACUGUUCUCAAAUCCAGCCUUAUAGAUGCAAUGGUAAGAAAGUUUUAGCCGUAAACCCUCUUCCGCACUCUGGACGGGAACUGAAUUCUGGUGAAAUGUGCAAAGUUUGCCAUCGGAUCAUAUUUAAACCAAGCAUCUAUACCUACUGCUCUAUCUCAUGCAAGGUCGCAGCAGUUUCUACAAAUCUGACCAGUUCAGAUCCUCCCUAUCUUGCCCCAAAAAAGCCAAAAAAGAAGCCCCCACCAAAGCCAAGUGUGAAUAAGACACAGAGUCCCCCGAAGAGGGUGAAUAAGAGAAAAGGGGUGCCUAGCAGAGCACCUUUCUUUUAAACUGAGGAAGGAAACAUGAUCCCUGCUACUGAAUGAUGGAGUGUGGACUCAGGCAGCAGUGAAGAGGUCUGUCUUAAUGGGGAACUUACGAUGGAUAAGCUCAAAUAAGAAAAACCAUGCUUGGAAACUGGUCUUAUUAGUAGGUUAUGCUAUCACUAUGCUUUUUGUGGUUCUGUAUUUGCCAUGACUUGUAGACGUACCCUGCUUUGAACUCUUUAACGUUUGCUGUGUUUUUUGCUUGUUAUGAAUUUUCCAUGACUGAUCAUCAUCCUAUGUAUGCAUCUGCUCUGAACUCUUAACACUUGCUCAGUUAAUGGAGCUACAUGGAUGACACCCCUAUAAGCAUUGGUGCAGCCUUUGUUAUGCACAGCAUUCAAUCCUUGUUUAUGACAAAACCAAGCUUUCCAAGCUCAGAGAAGUGAGACUAGAGUGCAGAGAGCAAGCUGCACCUGCCAUGAGCUUGAGCUCCAUUAAGCUCAAACAUGGGAUGCAUGUUAGCUAGUUGAUUGUUCAGUGGUAAGAACAGUAUAUAUCACUGGUUAUAUGGGGGAAAAUUCAUCUUUGGUGGUAAGUAUUCAUUGCUGCUAGUACUCCUCUGGCUGCUGAUACUUUAUAUGCCAAAUGUCUUUACUAAUCUUUCUAUAGAGCACAAGAUUUCUGUUGAAUUUAUGAACCCUAGGAUUUCAUCAAAUUCUCAGUGUUGCUCACUAUGGAUAAAACCUGAGUCUUGAUGAAUCUUAAUCAGGUCAGAGAGUUUAUGUUGCUGUUAUAAGAGCAAGCUUUACACUUCAACGAAUUUAUGGACUGCAACCAUGUUGUUGAUGAUUUUCAUGUAGUAUCAUUCUUGGGCAUUUGGCUGCUUCAUAAAAUUGAGGUUCGAGUGAAUGAAUAUGGGUCAUGAGUAGAUUUUGUUGGCAAUUCUUGUUUA
Molecule: messenger RNA, 1690 nt
Organism: Vitis riparia (riverbank grape)
Lineage: Eukaryota; Viridiplantae; Streptophyta; Magnoliopsida; Vitales; Vitaceae
Exons: 4
Coding region: 322-762 (146 amino acids)
Source: RefSeq, a predicted model, not a curated record